UCCGUUAAGCUUUCCCCCCUGGCUUCACAGUGAAAGGAGUAGGGAUAUUUACGCGGAGUCCUUCCAUGCCAACGCCGCUCAGAGUUAAACAUUACCUCGAAAUGUUAUUUAGAUAUCCUUAAGCAGGGGUUUCUCAAGGUCUCUUCCUCUUAGGAGUCAGAAUAGACGCGACAUAAAGCUCAGAGCCUUGCAGGAAGAGAGAUGCAUUGCAGCUAGCUUGCUAUUAGCUUUGGCGUCAGCUUCGCGAGCAGCUGUAUCAACGAAGGGACCAAGUACAUCACAUAAGUCACUAUGACAGACAAUGUUAUGAGUAAAGCAGCCACAAUGGAGAUUCCCAUUAACAGUAAUGGCGGCACAGGGGCUUUAGCAGAGGACGACAGCCUUGAACAGGCUGCAAAGCUGCAGUGGAGCUUAGAUGAGAAGGUAGGGAGCUCCAGAGGCACCAGGGAUCUCCAGCAGGUGAUGGUAUCAGGUCCCAACCUUAACGAGACCAGCAUCGUUUCUGGAGGCUACGGAGGAACAGCAGAGGGAAUCAUUCCCACCGGCUCAGUCAAAGGCCCUGCUGUCCACUACAACCCUGACUUUAACAAAAGGAUUCCUGUUACAGGAUUUGGUCCCAACAUGAAUCACAGCACGAGCAGCUCUUCAAUGACGGCAGAAGAGGCAACACGCGGUGUGGCUGUCGAAAAAUAUGAAGCAGUGAAAAAAUGGGGUUUAAACACUUACAAGUGUACAAAGCAAAUGAUUUCUGAGCGUUUUGGUCGAGGCUCUCGAACUGUGGAUCUGGAGCUGGAGGCGCAGAUAGACGUGCUGAGGGACACGAAAAGGAAAUAUGAAAAUGUGCUGCGACUGGCUAAAGCACUGACCAAUCAUUUUUACAACAUGGUGCAGACGCAGCACGCGCUGGGGGACACUUUCGCCGACCUCAGUCAGAAAUCUCCAGAGCUACGGGAUGAGUUUGGCUACAAUGCAGAGACCCAGAAGCUGCUGUGCAAGAAUGGGGAGACUUUACUUGGUGCCAUUAACUUCUUUGUGUCCAGCAUUAACACGUUAGUCAACAAGACAAUGGAGGACACUCUGAUGACGAUCAGGAUGUAUGAAAACGCCAGACUGGAGUUUGAUGCGUACCGGUCAGACCUUGAGGAGCUGAGUUUGGGUCCGAGGGAUGCAGUGACCAUGGCACGUAUGGAGGCAGCCCAAGAGCAGUUCGAGGUUCAUAAAGAAAAGUAUGAACGCCUUCGUUCAGAUGUUACCAUUAAGCUCAAGUUUCUGGAGGAAAACAAGGUGAAAGUAAUGCAUAAGCAGCUUCUUCUCUUCCAUAAUGCCAUCUCGGCGUACUUUGCUGGCAAUCAGCAGCAGCUGGAGGAAACGCUGAAGCAGUUUAGCAUAAAGCUGAAGCCCCCCGGGGCUGACAAACCCUCUUGGUUAGAAGAGCAGUGAGAGGCCCUGCACCCGCUCUCUGAACCACCUCCACCUUUAACCUUUUAAAACCCCCUAACUUGCAGAGGACCACUACUGAAGGAAAGCAAACUCAUUAAAAUUAGACGAAUGAAGAUAUGAAGAGGUUUUAUUAUUAUUAUUUUUUUUUUUUGGACGGAUGAUUUAUUCAUGAACUUAAUGCUGCAGAGAGUGACGUGGUCAGUUUCAUUAAAAACUGAGGGUGUUUCUGUGCCUCUCUUCCCUUUAUCCACUCUAACUUCUUGUGCUCCUCUUCUUGAGAAACUGCCCCCCCCCCUUCUAACCCACAAUACUCAAUACAACAACAUUUCCUAUCUGGGCACCUAUUUUACAGUGUGUGCUUGUGUUAGUCGUGUUUAUGGUCACCAUCGACUCCUAACUACUCCCAGGGCUUGGAGUCAAUCCAUGGUGUUUGUAACUGAGGCUGCUGUAGAGAAGAAAAUGGCUAAAGUGAUUCAACACAGCUGUAUGACACUACUUUUAACCUUUUAACCCUCAUCACUCUCCCGCUGUGCCUCCGUAUUUAUAAGCAACAGGUAAUCCUCAGUAAAUUAGAAUACCAACCAAAAGCUGAUUAUUUUAAUUCAAAAAGUAAGUUCUUAUAGAUUGACCACACACGGAUACAUUCCUAGGAGUUAUUUAUUUUGAUGAUUAUGUCCAGGUUCUAAAACCCCAUAAAUCAAUGAAUAAUAAAUAAAAAAAAGUCUAAUAAUGAACUUUUUUGUUUUGUUUUUGUAUUUUUUUUCCACCUUGCACAAUAUGAUUUUAAUAAAAACAAUGUUGUGUCUGUUUCACAGCUUAAUUAUCAAAUUACCACAAAUAAAACUUAGAUCCUCUAAAUCUGUGUGCUAAAAAUGUAUAUGGGCUGAGUUUGACGUUUUGAAUUUAAUAACCGAUCUUUUCGAUGAUGUUCCAACUUACUGAGAUAAACCUGCAUUGCUUUAUAUAGAAUAUAAUAUUCAGGAACACAAAUUGUUUCAACACAAACUGAAAACAAGUGUCUUGAGAUUACACUUCAGUGUAAAUUUCAAAUUGUUAUUUCAUUUAAAAUAUUAAAAAUUAAUUACCAUCUUUUUUUUUUUCUCCACCAAAAACUUUAACUCUUUAACAGGAAAAUUGUUCAACUGUGAUUCAGAUAUGCAGCAAUUCUUGAAGGAGCACUGCCACAGCUUUAGAAAGCGCUCGUCUCGUGUUUUAGUUACCCAAGGGGAACAGAGUGAGAUGCAAUUGGAUGCUGACCUUUUUUGCCUUGUUUACAUAGGUAUUUUCUUCUUUUCUUUUUUUUUUACUGAUGGUUUCUACUGUGGAAUAUUCCCAUGUUUUUAUCAUUAGAUCAAGACAAAGUUUGCCUAGAAUCACCUGCUAUUGAAUACUCUUGUAUGAGAAACGAUAGCUUUUUAUGUUUAGAUAUAUUGAUACUUUGAAUGUCUGUCUUUAUGUGGAUGUAACAACUGUGUGGUGUGACAUCAGCAGUCGCAUCCAGUGUCACUAAUUUUAGCGUUUUAAGUAUCAUAUCUUGCUGUUUAGAAGUCUAGAAGUAUAGUUACACUAAAGGCUUUGGAAAAAACAAUCACUGAUGAAGAGUUACCAGAUUGAGCAUAUGUAAUGUGACAUUUUAACAUAUCACUAUUUAUUUUAUUCAAGUGUUGAAAUCAUUAUUUUAUAUUCUAAAAAAUUAUUCAAUUUGUACAUAUGGCAUUUUUAAUGGAAAAUUAUUCAGAUGAAAUGACCAAAUAUAUGAUUAGACCAUUUUAGGAAAUGAAGUUUAAUUUCCGUGUGAAAUUAUUUUUAGAAAAAUUGAAAUAGGCAGCAUUCUUUGGUGAUGAGGGCCUCAUAUCCAUCAGAAAAUGGGUCAUCCCUUCUCCUACUUGUUCUAUAUUUGCAUGGCAGGUAGCAAUCCAGACCUGUAGAUAUGUAUGCUUUCACUAAUGUGUGUCAUUUAAUACAGACAAGGGAUGAUAUAAUUUGCUACGCUAAACUUUCAGAAGCAAAAGCUGGCACACCCAGGGAGAAAAGAAAAUGAGUAGAAAGUUUAUUACAAAAAUAAAAACAGGACUUUUUAUAUAAUGGUUUACUGUCUAGAUCUGACUAACAUGAAGCAAUAUUAAAAUAAUGUGAUCCCUUUUUCUCCCAAACUGCUUUGUUUUGGAUUCCUUACCAGACAUGAAAAAAAGGAAUGGCAAUACGUUUAAUUUAUAUGUUGUUCCAUAUCUUUGAAAAUGGUUGUGUUGUAUGAAUUGUUAAAAAAAAAAAAAAAAAGAAUCAGGUAUUUUCUGAUGAUAAAUGAAGUUGUCAUGGAUACUCUGCCUUGAUCCCUCACUUGCAUUUCAAAAGUCCAACUUCGCCAUACAUGAGCAAAAUUAAAUCUUCACAUUUCCA
Molecule: messenger RNA, 3837 nt
Organism: Cyprinodon variegatus (sheepshead minnow)
Lineage: Eukaryota; Metazoa; Chordata; Actinopteri; Cyprinodontiformes; Cyprinodontidae
Gene: arfip2b
Product: arfaptin-2-like
Exons: 10
Coding region: 292-1440 (382 amino acids)
Biological process (GO): intracellular protein transport; regulation of Arp2/3 complex-mediated actin nucleation
Cellular component (GO): trans-Golgi network membrane
Molecular function (GO): protein domain specific binding; phospholipid binding
Source: RefSeq, a predicted model, not a curated record